AUGGCAGAGGUGCUCUGGCCUACCGUACGAAAGAGUCCAGCAGAUAUUGUGCGGUUACUACUUGCGAAAGGCGACGUUAAAUGUGACAGUUUCGUGAGAAACAAGCGGACACCAUUGCCGUGGGCUGCGUCAAGUGACCAGGAUGCGGUGCCAUGGUCAAAUAUCGAGUUGGGGGACGAGGGUGGAUGGACGUCGCUCUCAUGGGCUUCCCAUUCCAGGAAAGAGCAGAUUGUCCAGCAGUUGCUCGAAGCAGGCGCAAAUCUGCAUACAAAGGACAACUUGAAGCAAGUCGCCCUGCUAUACUUAGCUGCUGCUGCUGCUGGCGUAGAGAAUGUGGUCAGCCUCAUUGUCGCCCACCUGACUUCAGUUUCGCGCCAAACAACAUCCGACGAGCUAUCAGAGUCGCUAUGGCCUCUUGCACGCUACGGCGCUGUACUAAUGGUAAAGGCGUUGCUCAACGCAGAGGCAGACUCAAAGUGUCGAGACGCAAACGGUCAGACUUCUCUGUUCAUAGCAGCCUCGCAGGAAAACGCACCAAUCGUCGGCUUCUUAUUGCAAAACAAGUAA
Messenger RNA from Aspergillus calidoustus, 567 nucleotides. The record is from the annotation of a GenBank genome assembly. Lineage: Eukaryota; Fungi; Ascomycota; Eurotiomycetes; Eurotiales; Aspergillaceae.